AUUGCUGUUCGUAUGACGUGGACUCGUUCUCGUCAUCCGUCGCUCCCUCUGACUGUCAAGUCCUUCUGAUGACGGAUACUGAAGGAAAUGCUAUCCUCGGCAGCCCUCGACCGCAUGGACACAAUGAUGAUAUGCAAAGCGCACCCGCAAACAACGAUGGACGAACUAAUUUUCUAAACACUUCUACAGAGGACGCGAAGAAUUCUGACUUCAGAGAUGGUGACAUAAAUUAUGUCAACAGCACCCCUGACCGUGUGAACAUGUCUAGGUGGGCGAAGAGAGGCCGCAAAGAAAUGCUUUCAGAAUCUGUAAUUAUUAAAACAUCGAAGGUCCCCACCCUAGAAGGAAGGAUAUCUGGUGAAUCGGAUAGCUCAAACCGGAAUGAGAGGCUUGCUUCACCAGAAUCUCUAAGCUCGGUUGCUCCAGAACGCAGCGCAGGCAGAGGUAAUAGGAGACUUUCUGAUAAUUUUAAUAUUAAUACGAGAAACUCACUUUACGGAUCGUCAAAUAUCGCUAUGUCACGUGUCAAGAAUUCUUUUAACCUCUCGGAUUGUUCACUGAUGAACCCAGGGUCAGCCCCUACUCUCAACACUGCUCGAGAUUUCAAUAGUGAAAGUGCCACAUCAAAUACUACUGGUGUGGAUGUACUAGAAAGUGCUAUACCAAGUACUUCAGGUGUUGGUGUGCUAGACAGCAAUCAUCAAGAUACUGAGUUUAAGAGAAAUAAUUUCUCAAGGAACUCUUCCAGUUUCCAGACUUCUGUACAAUUACGUAAUAAAACGUGUGGAAAUGAAAACAUGCUCACAGCCUGGCCUUCCUCGCAGCUAGAUCUUGUGAAAAGACGCAGUGCUGAGAUUUCUGAACUUCGUCAUGUUCUAGAGGAUAAGAUCAAAGGCCAAAACCCACGCUAUAGCAGCCUUAGCAGCAUCAUAAACGGGUCCAGUGGGCGCAGGCUUAAAUCGGAGCUUUUAACCAGUAACAAACGGUCUUCAAGUGUAUAUGGACACUUGCAUAGAGACAACGUACGCCAAGAAAAGGAUAAAGUGUCGUCUAGCUGUCUGCAACGAAACGAUUAUAGUGUCACCUCCAGCGCAGUUCGUCUCCGACAAGACAAUAAACAACCAGCAUCUUCCACCUCCAGGAACUCCCAGAAGCUCAAAUACCUUAUGAAUGAUCAGAAAAAGUCUUCCCCAUUCAGUGAUAAAAAGAUCAACGAACCUCUCCUCUGUCAGAGGUGUUCCAGUCCAAUCAAUAGUAGCCCACGCCAGGUUCCCCAAAAAAAUAUUUCAUAUGUGGAGAAUGAAGAGACUACAUCCCAGGACCACACUCCCAUCGGCUCGCUAGGGCCCAAGACUUCUACGUCGUCUGACAGUACCAGACACAGUGAGGAUACCGAGAGAGUUACUUCUUCAGGGUCAGCAGAGACAGGAGAGACAAGAAUCAACUAUUACCCCAAUUGUGAUCCAUGCAUUUGGAUUCGCUCGUGCACCACCGAGGUCACUCAGCCUCUCUCCGGCGUCAAGACAGGUGUGAUCCCAACCUGGCUUCGAGGCGCUCUCUUACGCAACGGUCCUGGGCGCAUCCAGGUGGGAGAGUAUCAAUAUAACCACGUCUUCGACGGCUCGGCACUGCUACACAGAAUCUUGAAAGCAACACCGCACUUUAAAAACCCACAGCUGCACCUGACAGGUAGGGUGAGGACACCGUUCCAGCGAGCACGGGUGGUGGCGUCCGUGGCUGCCCGCUGGCGACUCAACCCCUGCUACAUGCAUUCUUUCGCCAUAACUGACAAUUACUGGGUUCUCAUAGAGCAGCCACUAGUUGUAUCCGUCUCGAAGAUCCUCCGAGUUUUGAUAAAGCAUGACGCACUCAUCGAUGCUCUCCAGUGGUGGGAAAAGGAGACUAAGAUCCACGUGGUGAGUCGUGAAACAGGAACUGUCACCAACACACAGUAUGUCACUGAGACCUUCUUCUUCCUGCACACCAUCAACGCCUACGAGGACAGCGACCACAUCGUGCUCGACAUUGCCUCCUACAAGAACGCCGAGAUGCUGCAGUGUAUGUUCGUCGAGGCGCUCAAGAACGCCGCCUAUGACCCGACAUUCGCCCAGAUGUUUCGAGGCCGGCCCAAGAGAUGGGUGCUGCCCCUCCACCCUAACAAGAACGCUGAGCCCAAUGCUAAUCUCAUCAGCCUUCCUAAUACCAGCUGCCACGCACGCUGGGCCAAGAAGAACCUCGUCUACGUCACACCAGAACUUAUUGUGGACAUUGGAUGUGAGGUGCCAAGAAUCCACUACGACGAACACAACGGCCGCCAUUACCGGUACUUCUACGCUAUUUGCAGUGAUGUUGAUCACCGGAGCCCCGGCACGCUGGUGAAGGCAGACGUGGUGAACAAGACCCACCUGGAGUGGAGUGAACACAAUGUGUAUCCCUCGGAGCCUAUCUUCGUACCUACACCUGGAGCUCAGCGGGAAGAUGAUGGUGUUGUGCUGUCAGCUCUGCUGCGAGCCAAGGGUCUGGACCAACAGGUGUGCAUCCUGGUCCUGGACGCCUGCACCUUCACAGAGGUGGGUCGAGUGGAGUUCACUGCUCCUGGACCUGUACCUAAGUGUCUGCACGGCUGGUGGGUCCAGGAAGGCACCCUCACCGUCCACACUCACAAGGAUACACAAAAAACUAAUACCAAGAACAAGCAAGGAACUAGCACCAAAGGCAAGCAAGGAACUAACACCGAGGAUAAGCAAGGAGCUAACACCGAGGAUAAGCAAGGAACUAACACCAAGGAUAAGCAAGGAAGUAACACCGAGGAUAAGCAAGGAACUAACACCAAGGGCAAGCAAGGAACUAACACCAAGGACAAUCAAGGAACUAACACCAAGGACAAUCAAGGAACUAACACCAAGGACAAGCAAGGAACUAACACCAAGGAUAAGCAAGGAACUAGUACCAAGGACAAAAAAGGAACUAAAACAUUUACACGUAAACGUGUAGCGUAGAUUCUUGUAAAUAUGAAUAUAAAACAUUCAGAAAUAUAUUUUUACGACUGCUAAAAUAAAUAAGAAAAUAAAUAUUAACAAUUUAUUCAUCACUAAGUCUAUGCAUAUUGUUCAUUGUUUAUUGUAAUAUUUCGAGUUCCUUAGAUGACUCAUAACAGAGGUGUAUUUCUCCAAGUUCCAUUGUAAAAAUUUGUUAAUCAGUUGAAUAGAGAAGCCAGAAAUGCAUUGGUUAAAUAAAUUUUGUUAAGCUUGGAUUGUUGAUUAUCAUUCGAAUAAACAUUUUAACGUAUGAAUUAUAAUGUGAAAUUUGACUUAGCAUGUAGUUUCAAAUUUGUUAAGUGAUAUGAUAUAAAUACAAUGUUGAAAAGAUGGUUAUGGAUGUAAUAAAUAUAUGUUAACUUUAUAUAAAAGUAACAUACGUGACCUUACAGAUAACAUUAAUAUAAAAAUCUUGGAAGACAACGGGUUUAAGACAUUCAUUAUUUCGUUUUGAGAUUCACAGUGCUGGAUCAAUUUGCUAGGAAAGUGACUAAAUCUAUCACUCAGGAGGCGAACACUGACAUUCUAUUGAACAUUUACCUGUCAUAUCAUCAUUCAUAUUGUUCUUACAGAGAGAAAUACUCAUGUUAUAAUUUAUCACUGCAUCUCAGUCCACCUCGUUUGGUGCAAAUGUAUUUAAUUCUUAACUUUUAAUUUAUAUGUAAUUCUUAACAUUUAUUAAUUUAUUAGGCACUGACAUUUUUUUUAUCUAAAAGAUUUUUCUUUACCCACAGAGUAAAUGUUGAGAGUUUUCAUCUAAUUUCUUUCUACAUAUGCAUGUAAUCAUAUACAUGUAGACAUGUACGUGUAAUUAUAUACAUACGAUCAUCUCAAUAAACAUUAUUUAUA
Cherax quadricarinatus is the source of this 3887-nucleotide messenger RNA. NCBI's taxonomy places the organism in Eukaryota, Metazoa, Arthropoda, Malacostraca, Decapoda, Parastacidae. The record is from RefSeq and is a predicted model, not a curated record.